Molecule: messenger RNA, 689 nt
Organism: Paramuricea clavata
Lineage: Eukaryota; Metazoa; Cnidaria; Anthozoa; Malacalcyonacea; Plexauridae
Source: the annotation of a GenBank genome assembly
GACGUUGUGCUGGAAAAUUCAGCGUAGUAACAGUUCCUGAUCACGAGAAUGUGAUAAGGGGAAAAAGAGGGAGUCGUCAAAAACUUGCGUGGAAUUUUAUUUGUUUUGGAGCACUGCAUUCAAAAACAGUCAGAUGUAAAAGGAAUAACAGCGAAGAAAUAACAGAUCGUGAUGGUUACUACGAUGUAACUCGAAAUCGAUCAAGCAAGAUUAAUGAAAUUGCACUUAGUAUUACCAUAACUAUUUUCAACUUUUCAAGAAGUGAGAACAUUACAUGUACAACAGAUGCUGAAGGUUCACCGAGUGCGACAUUCAAUUUGGUUGUGGAAGAAGGUAAAAAUAUUCAUUUUAGGAAGAUUUUUUAAGCAACAAAAUAGGAAUUCAAAUAAGUGAAUUAAGUUUUGGCUUAACGUUAAGUUUUGGAGAAACUACUAAUGAUAUUCUUGACGACGACGUAUUGCACUUUCAUAUAUUUUUAUUUUAUUUUAUUUUAUUGUAUGUUCUAGAUGCAGAUGUUGGUCAACGUCAAAAUGAAUUAGAGAAAAACUCGAGUUUUUUCAAAGAGAAAGGUGUAUGGAUAGUGGUUGGCUGCUCCGUAUUGCUGUUUUUUGUCGCAGUGCUUCUCCUUCUAUGGUGUAGAAAAAAAGUGGGACGGAAGCUUCAAUUAUUUUACCAUCCUAAAGAGAAAG